ACACAGCGGCUAUUACAGAAGACAGGAGCAGCAUCUAGAUUAUGACAGCCACUGUAUCGACUGCGGAUCCCGAAUUGGGAGAACGAUCGCCACUAUUAACCGGAAACGGCGAAGAGCCUAAGCCUUUAGAAGAUAUCAAGGACCACUACGUUAAAGAACAGGUCGUUGCCAGUAUCGCCGGCGUUAGUUUUAUAACGUCGGUGCUUUCCUUGGUUUUCCAAGCCGCUGGACACCCUACAGUGUUCGUUUCAGGUCUGCUGGGGACAAUUUUGGCACCGUAUGCUGCUAUUCAACAACGGAAGCUUACCGAGGUGGAGGCUUUGGCGGAAACGAACGAGCGAUUAACGUCGGAAGUCGACCAACUGGCGACCGAAAACGAACGCUUAUCGACACAAGUGCAAACAAUGGAAAAGUCCGUCGCCAAUCUGCAAACUAUGGAAGAAACACUUGAAACUCUACAAUCCAUGCAGGGCGAAUCGGUUGACGAACUCGAAAACCAACUGGAAGAAUCCAAACAGAUUCUAGCGUCCAUGAAUGUUAACCUAAAGUCUGAGCUUUUGCAGAACUUAAUUUCGGUAAUGUUGGCGGCCGAUGCCAACGGCGACAUGCUCUUGAGCGACGAAGAAAUUGAAGAUCUGAUUCAUCAGCUCGAAAGCAUUCAUGGUGUCGAACUCAAGGAGCAAAUGCUCAAGAAUAUCAUUAUCGAUGCCGGUCGGAGUGUGGCGGGAAUAAUGGAAUUAGCGCGCCAUGUUUUAUGUGACAAAGACAUCCCCGAAGACAAAAACAUUUUUGCCUUGGUGGAAGAGUACAAGUAGACCGGCAGAUUGUCACCGGGCCUUGGUCCUACUCACGAGAGAACCAUUUGUUCAAUACGUCGUCAACCUUUGUCGUAUUUAAGGUUUCGCAAAAUUCGCUUCCGUGGAAUGAAAAUUCGAAGCGGCUUGGACCGACACUUCGAAAAUGGCAUGACGGCGUACCUUGUAUAAUCCGUCAACCUUUCGACCACCUCGUACAGUAUCUUCGUUGUGUCACACGUUGAAUAAUCCAUUUACUUUAAUAGUAGCCAUAUAAGUUCUACCAUC
Molecule: messenger RNA, 1082 nt
Organism: Phaeodactylum tricornutum CCAP 1055/1
Lineage: Eukaryota; Bacillariophyta; Bacillariophyceae; Surirellales; Neidiaceae
Exons: 3
Coding region: 42-815 (257 amino acids)
Source: RefSeq, a predicted model, not a curated record